UUAAUAUUAUUUCUUUUGUUUGAUGUUUACCUGUAUUCUAUGGAUGAUAUGAUUCUAACUGUGAUGGCUUAUGACCGAUCUGUUGCCAUCUGUCAUCCCCUUCAUUACAUAGUCAUUAUGAACCCUCAGGUGUGUGUUAUUUCAAUUUUGUUGUCUUUUUCGGUCAGUGUUUUUGAUUCACAACUGCACAAUUUGAUUGCCUUACAAGUUACUUGCUUCCAGGAUGUGGAAAUUGCAAAUUUCUUCUGUCACCCUUCACAACUCCUUAAUCUUGCUUGUACUAACACACUCAGCAGUAACAUAGUAAUAUAUUUUAUUGGUGUCAUGCUUGGCAUUUUUCCUGUCCUAGGAAUUAUUUUAUCAUACUGUAAAAUUGUUUUCUCCAUUCUGAAAANCCCCUCCUCAAGUGGGAAAUAUAAAGCUUUCUCCACCUGUGGUUCNCAUCUGUUAGUAGUUUGCUUAUUUUAUGGAACUGGGAUUGGUGUGUACCUUGGGUCAGCUGUGUCACAUUCUCCCCGAAAGAAUGCAGUGGCUUCACUGAUGUACACUGCAGUGAGCCCUAUGCUUAAUCCUUUCAUCUACACCCUGAGGAAUAGAGAUAUCAGUAAUGCCCUGAAGAGAUUCCACAGUAGGUUUUCCUAA
Mus pahari (shrew mouse) is the source of this 642-nucleotide messenger RNA. Its product is annotated as olfactory receptor 7E24-like. The record is from RefSeq and is a predicted model, not a curated record. The annotation marks the transcript as partial. Gene Ontology annotation, molecular function: olfactory receptor activity. Gene Ontology annotation, biological process: G protein-coupled receptor signaling pathway. The transcript has 3 exons. Gene Ontology annotation, cellular component: membrane. Lineage: Eukaryota; Metazoa; Chordata; Mammalia; Rodentia; Muridae.